AUGGCCGAUCCUUCAAAUGAGAUCGAGAGCGAGCCCAUUCUGCGGCCCAACCCGCAGCGGUUCUGCAUGUUUCCGAUAAAGUACAACGAGGUGUGGGAGUUCUACAAGAAGGCGGAAGCCAGCUUCUGGACCGCGGAGGAGGUGGAUCUAUCGCAGGACGUGCAGCACUGGGAGGGACUCACGGGUGACGAGCGGCACUUCAUCCUCAUGGUGCUCGCCUUCUUCGCCGCGUCCGACGGCAUCGUUCUCGAGAACCUCGCCGUGCGCUUCAUGAAGGAGAUCCAGAUCCCCGAGGCCAGAGCAUUCUACGGCUUCCAGAUCGCCAUCGAGAAUAUACACUCAGAGAUGUACAGUCUGCUGCUGGAGACGUACAUCAAGGACCCGGACGAGAAGGACCGGCUGUUCCGCGCCAUAGAGACGGUGCCGUGCGUGCAGAAGAAGGCCGAGUGGACCACGCGCUGGAUCGACGGCCACUCCAGCAAGACGAGCUUCGCGGAGCGCAUAGUGGCGUUCGCGUGCGUCGAGGGUAUCUUCUUCUCUGGCAGUUUCUGCGCCAUCUUCUGGCUGAAGAAGCGCGGGCUGCUGCCGGGUCUGACGUUCUCAAACGAGCUCAUCUCCCGGGACGAGGGCCUGCACACCGACUUUGGCUGCCUCAUCUACUCGCUGCUGGAGAACAAGUUACCGGAGGAGCGUGUGAAGGAGAUUCUGUGUGACGCGGUGACGAUAGAGGAGGAGUUCAUCCGCGAUUCUCUCCCCACGGAGCUGGUGGGCAUGAACGCCACGCUCAUGUGCCAGUACAUUGAAUUCGUCGCCGACCACCUGCUGAUUGCGCUGGGGUGCAGCAAGCAGUACAACGCCACUAACCCGUUUGACUGGAUGGAGCUCAUUUCAUUGCAGGGCAAGACGAAUUUCUUUGAGAAGCGGGUGGGUGAGUACCAGAAGGCGUCAGUGAUGUCAGGGCUCAACGGGGCACCAGGGCAGGGCAGAGUCUUCAGCACUGAGGAGGACUUCUGA
Messenger RNA from Closterium sp. Naga37s-1, 1014 nucleotides. The record is from the annotation of a GenBank genome assembly. NCBI's taxonomy places the organism in Eukaryota, Viridiplantae, Streptophyta, Zygnematophyceae, Desmidiales, Closteriaceae.